Pollicipes pollicipes is the source of this 971-nucleotide messenger RNA. RefSeq lists its product as uncharacterized. NCBI's taxonomy places the organism in Eukaryota, Metazoa, Arthropoda, Thecostraca, Pollicipedomorpha, Pollicipedidae. The transcript has 8 exons. The record is from RefSeq and is a predicted model, not a curated record. The coding region runs from base 137 to 946 and encodes 269 amino acids. Gene Ontology annotation, biological process: positive regulation of epidermal growth factor receptor signaling pathway; signal transduction; positive regulation of fibroblast growth factor receptor signaling pathway.
GACCGGUGCGGGUGGUGCAUGGGAUAGGUGGCUGUCGGAAACCGAGCGUACGGGGUGUCACGUGACGGCCCGUGCGAGGUCACGGGGCGCGAGGAGUUCGACGGUGCUGAUUGGUGCCCGUAUAUCUUCCAGGGUCAUGCUGAAGCACGUGCAGAUCAACCCGCCGCGGUCCUCGCUGAUACGGUCUGGCCAGAAGGCGGACACUCUGAGCAUCAACUCCACCAUGAGCUUCAGCUCACUGCACGAGCCGGCUCUGUCGUCUCGCUCCUCCUCCUACACAUCGCUGAACGAGACACAGAGCAGCACGGGCAGUAGCGGCGUGCCGGCCACGCCCACGACGACGGUGAAGGUGUACACGCGCUGUCUGCGGCCUGACCUCGAGUACAAGACCAUGUGUGUCAAGUACACAACCACGUGCCGGGACGUGGUGGACCAGCUGCUCAACAAGUACCGCAUGAAGCACCGCGACCCUAACCUGUUCUUCCUCACCAUGGAGGUGGCCACCAGGAGCACAGGUGCUUCUGUGCGGACGAUCCUGGUGCUGGAUGACGACUCGUGUCCAGCCCAGCUGCAGGCCUGCUACCCGCGCGCCGACUCCAGGUUCACCGUUCGCAUGAGGCGAGGCGGCCUGGUGAAGGUGUUCGACAGCGUGCUCAUGGCAGGGUCUAAGUACAAGAGCCUGCUGAUCUCGGAGAGGACAACUGUUGACCAGAUGAUCCAGUUGUUGCUGAACUGUUACAACUCCUCGGAGGGCGUCAAUCUCUUCGGCAUUUACGAGGUGGGCCGUACAACGGGCUUCGAGCGCAAGCUGCACCCAGACGACCGUCCGCUGCUCAUACAGCAAGAGUGGGCCUCCAGCAGCGACUACAGCUUCGUGCUGAGGAAGCGGCCGCCGGGCACACCACGCAUCGGACGGGACUUCCCCCUCAGGCGAUCGGCCCUGUGAAGAGCUGAAAACCUUACUCGUAACC